Ruditapes philippinarum (Manila clam) is the source of this 1033-nucleotide messenger RNA. Its product is annotated as putative phosphatidate phosphatase. Gene Ontology annotation, molecular function: phosphatidate phosphatase activity. Lineage: Eukaryota; Metazoa; Mollusca; Bivalvia; Venerida; Veneridae. Gene Ontology annotation, biological process: phospholipid metabolic process; phospholipid dephosphorylation; signal transduction. The coding region runs from base 134 to 1033 and encodes 299 amino acids. The record is from RefSeq and is a predicted model, not a curated record. The transcript is spliced from 7 exons.
GCCGGGAACCAAUAUGCUGGAGUCAUUUGUAACUCCUCGCCUUUUAUCGUUAUGUGGUCAACUGACAAGUUUUGAUUUGACAGAUGAAAUAUUUCAAGUUCUGCAGACGGAAUUUUGAUAGAGAAAAAUAAACAUGAGUGCUAUACAUGAGAAGAGGAUGGCUGUUUUAAAGCGUGUAUUGUCAGAUGUUAUCAUCAUUGGCUCAGGCGGUGCUGUUUUACUGCUGUUCAGAUUUUUGGGUGAUCCAUAUAAACGUGGUUUCUUUUGUGAUGAUGAGUCACUAAAACAUCCAUUUAAAGAGUCCACGGUCUCGUCAGCUAUGUUGUAUGGUAUAGGUUUUGCUCUUGGCUCAGUUCUUAUUGGUGUAGUUGAAUACAUAUGGAUAUAUGGAGUAAAGGAGCGUGACCCACAACAAACUGUUGAUAUCAAGAAAUAUGGGAAACAUUGGAUUCUUAUCCGAGAUAUUUACCUAUCCUUGGUUCCAUACAUAUUUGGUGCCGCUUUGGAGCAUAUUAUAUCGAACAUUGGGAAAUACAGCAUUGGACGUCUAAGACCUCAUUUCUUUGAUGUGUGUAAAGUAGACUUUAGUAAAGUGAAUUGUUCAGCUGGAUAUAUUGAGGAAUUUGAAUGUCUGGGUGACAAUAAAAACAGAAUUAGGGAAAUGAGGUUAUCUUUCCCAUCAGGUCAUGCAUCAUUUCAUCGUACUGCCGCUAUAUAUCUGAUGAUAUUUUCUACAACGAAGGCUAACAUUUUUGUUCAAGUCUUUAAUAAAGCCUGUACUACAGACACUGAUAUUUGCUAUGGCUUACUACAACAUGUCUUAGCAGAGUGUCAAACUACAAACAUCAUCCAAACUGAUGUGAUAGCUGGUGCGGUUAUAGGGUGUUGCAAAGCAUACUGCGUGUCAGAUUUAUUCAGUAUGGCAGAUACAAGGGAGACAUAUAGGGAAAUGUACAUGAACAUGAAGGGACAGAGUGGCAGAGAACAGAACUCAGAUACUGAGAAAAUAUCGGACACUGAUGUCAGAAUGUGA